AUUAUGUCACUUUAGAGCGCUGAGAUUGGCCAAAGAUGACGUCCUCUUCCGGUUUCGUUUGCAUAAAGGGGCCGCGCUCGUCGCUGUCGCCGUGGAGACGGCGAACAAACGAACUGCUGAAGUUCAGUUCAGUCUGAAGGUGACGUUUGUGGACUGCAGUCACAGAUUUUCAGCGGGGUUUGAAGAUUGGGCUCUGACCAGGCCAUGCGAGGACAGUUUUGGGUCAUUGUCAUGUUGGAAGGUUUUGAGCCGUUCGGUGAGCAUGCUGUCAAUGCCAGCUGGGUGGCAGUACAGGAGCUGCAGAAACUGGGUUUGGGUCACGAUAUAAACCUUCACGUCGCUGAAGUUCCUGUGGAGUAUCAGGCGGUCCAGAGUCUUCUCCCGUCUCUAUGGACACAGCACCUUCCUCAAUUAGUGGUCCACGUCGGAGUGUCCGGGAUGGCCACUACAGUAACGCUUGAACAGUGUGGCCACAAUCAGGGUUACAUGCGUCCGGACAACUGCAGUUUCUGUCCUAAAUCCUGCUGCUGUCUGGAAGGAGGACCGGAUUGCAUUCAUUCUGUCAUCGACAUGGACGCGGUCUGUAAGAGAGUCAACUCGUCCGGGCUCGGCGUCUCUGUGUCUGUAUCAAAGGACGCUGGAAGGUAUCUGUGUGAUUACACCUACUACACGUCUCUGUUUCUGGGCGAGGGCAGGUCUGCGUUUGUGCAUGUUCCUCCUCUGGGGAAGCCCUACAGCGCAGAGCAGCUCGCUCAGGCCCUCAGGGCCGUCAUCCUGGAGAUGCUUGAACUGAUGGAGCACAACAAGGGAAAGAAUCACUGUCUGCACGACCAAUGAGAACACAAGCUGAGUCUCAUACGCAAUUAUGUGUCGUCGCCUUGGACUCAAGAGUUCAUGCACAUUUGAAGACAUCCGUGUCUUAACUUGCGUGCUGCAUACUAGGAUCAAUCAGCUGGUUCGAGAUGCAACUUGUGUCUAAACUCAACCCUACGGCUGCGUUCAAAGAGUCAAGAAAGCACUUUAAUGGGGUACACUUGAAA
Molecule: messenger RNA, 1040 nt
Organism: Cyprinus carpio (common carp)
Lineage: Eukaryota; Metazoa; Chordata; Actinopteri; Cypriniformes; Cyprinidae
Gene: pgpep1
Product: pyroglutamyl-peptidase 1-like
Exons: 6
Coding region: 205-837 (210 amino acids)
Biological process (GO): proteolysis
Cellular component (GO): cytosol
Molecular function (GO): pyroglutamyl-peptidase activity
Source: RefSeq, a predicted model, not a curated record